CCGCACCUGCGCUUAGAAGAAUCCAAGUCACUGACAGUCUGGCCACAAGACGACGGGAGGAGAUCCAGACACACUUUUAUCUUUCUGCUCAGCAUCUUGGUGGAAUUGAAAUACAACUGUGGUGUUGUUACAGAUGAGCCUGGCAGAACCAGGAGAAACAGCCUCUUAAACGUCUCUUUAUGAUCAGCUGUGCCGUCCUGCGUUAGAAUAACGCGUUUCAUGCUCGUGGACGGCAGCGUCGAGCGCAUUAAGGUACCGCUCGGGGAAGCUGCACGGUAGGAUAAGGUCUCCAGGGUCUGGUCUACUGGUUUUCGAUGGGGAAGUAGGGCGCUUGGUGGUGGAUGGUUUGUAAUAUUUGAAGAGUCACUGCACACGUAUCACUAUUGUUAUUAUACACCGAUCCAGUCGCCUCACCUUUUAUCCUCACCAUGAAUUACCUGCGACGUCGACUGUCGGACAGCAAUUUUAUGUCCAACUUGCCUAAUGGCUAUAUGACUGACCUCCAGCGGCCCGACCCUCCGCAGCAAAGCCCCGGGCCGGCGGUGUCGCCCGGAGCGCAGGAGAGGCGGCCACCUCCCAGCCAGUCGAGCGGGGCCGGCUUUUUCUCCUCCAUCUCCAACGCUGUGAAACAAACCACCGCAGCCGCCGCGGCCACAUUUAACGAGGCUGCCGAGAGAGCGAGCUCUGCACACGCCAAGAUUCUGCUGGUCAUCGAUGACCAGCAGACGGACUGGGCCAAGGUUUUUAAAGGCAGGAAGGUUCACGGGGAAUUUGACAUCAAAGUGGAACAGGCUGACUUCUCUGAGAUUAAUCUGGUGGCUCAUGCAACUGGCAGCUAUAGUGUGGACACUGAAGCUAUUCGUGGUGGCAACAAGAUCACAAAAUGUUUCAAGCCAGACUUUGUACUGGUGCGGCAGCAUGCUUUCAGUAUGGCCAAGAAUGGAGAUCACAGGAACAUUGUGAUCGGUCUUCAGUAUGCUGGCAUCCCUAGUGUAAACUCUCUGCACUCUGUAUACAACUUCUGUGACAAGCCAUGGGUGUUCGCUCAGAUGACCAGAUUGUACAAGCAAUUGGGGCCAGAGGAGUUCCCACUGAUUGAACAGGUUUACUACCCUAACCACAGGGAAAUGAUCACUACCCCUGGCUUUCCUGUGGUGGUGAAGAUGGGCCAUGCUCACUCUGGCAUGGGAAAGGUCAAAGUGGACAAUCAGUAUGAUUUCCAGGACAUUGCCAGUGUUGUGGCCUUAACUAAGACUUAUGCCACUUCUGAGCCUUUCAUUGAUGCCAAGUAUGAUGUCCGUAUCCAGAAGAUUGGGGACAAUUACAAAGCCUACAUGAGGACAUCUAUCUCUGGAAACUGGAAGACCAACACAGGCUCAGCCAUGCUGGAACAGGUAGCCAUGUCUGAAAGGUAUCGUAAGUGGGUGGACUGGUGCUCUGAUGUUUUUGGAGGUCUGGAUAUAUGUGCUGUUGAGGCAUUACAUGGCAAAGAUGGGCAAGAUUACAUUAUUGAGGUGGUGGGAUGUUCGAUGCCUCUGAUUGGGGAUCAGCAGGAAGAAGAUCGGGCUCUGAUAGCUGACCUGGUUGUGUCCAAAAUGAACCAGACUGUCCCACAAACUUCAGCUCCUUCUCCGGUCCUCUCUCAGGCUUCAGCGCCGAAAGUUGUUUCACCUCAGCCUGUCACUCAACCCAGAGUUCCGCAAGCUCAACAGCGUCUUCCUCCACAAGGUGGGCCACCACAGCAAGCACCUAUGGGUACUUCCUCCCCUCACCAAGGGCCCGUUCCCCAGCAGCGACCUUCUCCCCAGGGACAGCCUCCCCCCCAGAUGCAGACCACGACCAAUCCUGUUGCGCAGAAUCCUCCAGCUCAACAGGCCAAACAGCCCAACCCUGCCCAGCAUCGGCCGCUGGGCCAGGGGGUCUCAGGCCAGCAAAGGUCUCCUACAUCCAUGGGCUCUACUCAGCGUAGCCCCAGUGGGUCUCUUCAAAGUCAGAAACCUCAACAAGCACCUAUUCAACAGCGGCCUCAGCCUGGGGGGCAGGGGGCGAAACCUGUAAGUGGUCAGCCCCAGCAAAGGCCUCCACAACCACGACAGGCUCAGCCAGUAAGGCAGCCCACCCAGGGAGGCCCUCAGCAAGGCCAGCAGCAGAGAGGUCCUCAGCAACAGCAGCAGGAGCAUGGUGGUCCCAAACCUCCCACCACCCAGCAGCCACGACCUUUCGCACAGGGACAGGGGGGACCAGGCGGUGUGCGUCCACCACUGCAGCAGAAGCCCCAGCCUCCACAGAAACCUAGCCCUGACCACCCAGCCUUGAGUGGAUCCCCACAGCUCAACAAAUCCCAGUCUCUUACCAAUACCUUCAACAUUCCAGAAACGCAAGUGGCCCCACACCCAAGUCUUAGUCAGGAUGAAGAGAAAGCCGAGACCAUCCGCAACCUGCGGAAAUCCUUUGCCAGCCUCUUCUCAGUGGAAUAGACACACAUGUGCAAACACAAACAAACACCAUCUUAGCACCACCAUUCUAAGAAGACAGGCUGAGAAACAAGAAGACAAUUAGACAGACAUAAAAUUAGAUUGAUACAGUCAAACAGAUACCCCUUGCAUACACACAAAUACUUGAGGACUUGAGACACAGCUUACACAAAGGACCAAUAACAUGACUUAUUGUUAUGAACAUCCUGUGCAUGUCUUAUCAUUGCAUCUACUGUAACAUUAACAUAACACCCACUGCCUACACAAAUGAAUGAUCACAAGAUCACAAUAAAGGGAAGUAUUGCAGCUGGCUUCUACAGUGCUGCUAGUGAGUGCACUGCACCUGUGUCUCAAAAAUAUUCCCAGUGCUUCUGGCUACUCACACAUGCAUUGGUAAUAUAUGUCUCUAUCCACAUUGUUUACUUCAUUUAAACUAAUCAUUAAUAUCUGUGACUAUUUAGAUGGUGUUCAAGUGUUUUAAAGGUAACUUUUCCUGCCAGAUCAUAUUUUUGGCAAAUGUAAGAUCUGAACUAGCUAGAAAUUUUAGCUGGACAUGUCAACAUUGGAAUGCCAUUUAUCGAUGCAGUAAUGGCAUCGUCUCACAUGAUUUAUAUUUCAACAUCACAUAUUUGUGACCAAAAGAUACAUUGGCGUACUUGCUUGAACACAGUUUGAGUUCCCUGGUGAACCGCUGUGGUAAUGUUAGAGUAAAUAUUUAAUCUGUAUGGACAGGCUUUUGUCAAGUGUCAAAAUAAGCCACUAGCUAUGUCUUUGAAACUGCAUGUCAAUCAAGGAAGAGGUAGUCACAUAAAGCAGUGCUGAUUGUGCUUUUGUAAUUUUGUGCCAUUCUGCAUAGAUAAAGUAGCUGUAGUCGAGUGUUCAUUUUUGUGACGAAUCUGUAGCUGCCUCCCUGUUUUCCCUUCUCCUGAAAUAUAAAUAUGAAUAAUACACCCUUUUAAGCCCUAAAUGUGAUUAACAUGCCUUAGAAAGACAAAAACAGCUUUCAGUUUUGUUCAAGUGCAUACAUCUCAGGGAUGUCCUGGAGAGUGACACAAUAAUAAAGUGUCUAUGAUCCGGUCUUCCAAACCAAUAGUUCAAAACUCAAUGACUGACAGUUGUAAAGGAAUGAAGAGAAUGAAUAUAGUUAUUUGCUUGUACUAUAGAAUACUGAUAUUCUGUCUGUGAUUUCUUGCGACUGUGUUUGCACAUGAGCACUGUAAUACUUGAGAAAACAUGAUAUGGAUCAAAGCUCAGGAUGGUUAAAGAAUGGAGUUAACUUCUAUCCAUAGUAUGUGUCAGAGUCACACUGAACACAAUUUAUGCCAGCCAUUCUGAGUGCCUGAGCCUAGAUUCUGAGAUUAGGAGUCCACGUGCUUGUCUUUCUAAUGGAAUCCACAGUAGGGCUACACUCCAAAGAAUGCAACAGCCAAGGAUACCAUUGGUGUAACGAAUGUCCUUGCCAAUCAAAACCAUAUAAUAUAAAAGAAGAUUUCUGUCAUAUGCUUGGUAAUAGACAGAACGGCUUUUGGUAAGUCCCAGGUUUCCCUAAGGUCUAUCUAGAAUCUUUAAUAUAAUUUCUUCAGGUUUCUGAUAGUUCAGAUGGAUCCUACAACUCAGGGGUGGUCCUGGAGGUUAGUGUCCAGCACAGUUUGGUGUUUGCUUUUAAAAACCCACUUAACCUGCCAAUAAGCUGAGUUGAAUAAGACAUGCUUGAGUAGGAUAAUCACCAAAAUAUGCAUGACAACAGCCGUCCAGGUUGAGUUUGCCACCUCUGCCGGAACUGAAUCCAUAGGUUGGUAGGGCACUGCCAUGUCUUCCAUAGGUGAGAACAUUCCAACACUGUGGUGUUAAGGGCAGUAUAAUAGAUGAGGCCACAAAGAUAGCCCUGGCCCACUCCCUGAUCCCUUUUCCAGCUUCCUGCACCAGCCUGUUGUGUAUCCAUAGUGAUCCCUUGUGCCAAUGGUGCAUUAGUGUAAAUGUUGUACCGUAAUUUGUCAAAACCAAAUAGAAGUGUUGUACAGACUGUAACUUAACAAAUAAUGCAAAUGCUGUUUUUUUCCCUUUUUGUUCAUUAUAGUUAGCCGUGAAUACUUUAAUGUGUUUGUCAAGUUCCUCUAGAAGUCUGGUUGAUGAUUUUAUUUAGGUUUCUUUGAUAUAUGCCUUGCUUUUUGUGAAAGCACUUUGUUUUAAAUGAUUUGCAUCACUCACUUAUUUUGGAGUUCUAUUGCACACAAUAUUAGUCAUCUCAUUAAUAUAAAAAUGAAAUGAAGUGAUUUGAUUAGCUGAAACUGAUGCUGUCUGGUCCAGUUACAUGAUGUGUCUCAGGCAAAUUUUUAAUGAUGGACUAUGUUCUUUAAACAAGACUAUGUGAGCGUGCAAUUAUGGAUUCGAUGGGCUUUUAAUUAUGCACUGUAUUAGUCAGGAAUUGUAUGAUUAGAGGAAAUUGAUGACCUUUGCUUGUUUUUCAUUUAUAUAAAUUAUCACUGGCCCUCAACUCAGGCUUAUGCUUCAUUAAAUUUUUGUUUUUUUACGUAAUCUGUUCAAAUUUCUCAUGCAGUGCAUAUUGAAAUAUGGUGUCUGUUUUUAAAGUAUAUUUAUUUAGCAAUUUUGAAUGGUUUUAUGCUGUGUUGACUGUAGGAAUCUCUGUGAAAAAUAUCUAUUGAUGCCUGCCAGUUGUACAAAACAAGUAAAGAAUAUAUAAAGCUGUCUAAUAUACAGAUGAAGAGAUAUUAUUGAAUGUAAUUAAUAUUGCAAAUAUUAUGUUGUUACUGUAGCUUAAUAACUGUGUGAAAUGACUAUGCUGACAAAAUGUGCACAUCUUCAAUAAAGCAUAUAAGUCUGAAGAUA
Molecule: messenger RNA, 5321 nt
Organism: Pygocentrus nattereri (red-bellied piranha)
Lineage: Eukaryota; Metazoa; Chordata; Actinopteri; Characiformes; Serrasalmidae
Gene: syn1
Product: synapsin I
Exons: 13
Coding region: 429-2477 (682 amino acids)
Biological process (GO): neurotransmitter secretion
Cellular component (GO): synaptic vesicle membrane; synaptic vesicle
Molecular function (GO): ATP binding
Source: RefSeq, a predicted model, not a curated record